This is a messenger RNA of Mesorhabditis belari, 1155 nucleotides long. NCBI's taxonomy places the organism in Eukaryota, Metazoa, Nematoda, Chromadorea, Rhabditida, Rhabditidae. The record is from the annotation of a GenBank genome assembly.
AUGGCCGGCGUCGAGUUCGAGAAUGUCGAGGAGGCGUUGGAGAAGGGGUUGAGCGGACGGGAACUCGACGAAGUCACCCGGAUUCUCUAUGGGAAAAAAUUAGAAAAGCUCGAGAUUCCUUUGGCUGCCGUGGCAGCAGCGGAGAAAGCCGGCUUCGAAGUGAAAGGGUACAUUGCUACCGCUCAACGAGAGCAAUUGAGAGCACCAAGAAAGGUUCGAAUUGCGGCCAUCCAAAACGCGAUCGUUCUUCCCACCACCUAUCCGGUCGCCGAGCAAAGACACGCCAUUUUUAUGAGAAUAGAGCAACUCAUCGAUGCGGCGGCUCUCUGUGGAGCAAACAUUGUCUGCCUUCAGGAGGCUUGGACAAUGCCAUUUGCUUUUUGCACCCGUGAGCGUCUACCGUGGACCGAGUUCGCCGAGAGUGCCGAGACCGGUCCAUCAACUCAAUUUUUGCAAAAGCUAGCCGGAAAGUACAACAUGGUCAUUGUUUCGCCAAUUCUUGAGCGCGAUGAGGCUAAAGAUGAAGUGAUCUGGAAUACGGCUGUUGUCAUCUCAAACAAGGGACAUGUGAUCGGAAAAUCGCGAAAGAACCAUAUUCCCCGUGUCGGCGACUUUAACGAGAGUACUUAUUACAUGGAGUCUCAAUUGGGACAUCCAGUUUUCGAUACGGCUUUUGGCAAAUUCGGUAUCAACAUUUGCUAUGGACGUCACCAUCCACAAAAUUGGAUGAUGUACGCGUUGAACGGUGCAGAGAUAAUUUUCAACCCAUCGGCCACUGUCGGAGGAUUGAGUGAGCCUCUUUGGGGUAUCGAGGCAAGAAACGCAGCGAUUGCCAAUCAUUGUUUCACGGUAGGCAUCAAUCGUGUCGGAACCGAGGCUUUCCCUAAUGAGUUCACUUCUGGAAACGGGUUGCCAGCCCACAAAGACUUUGGUCACUUUUACGGAAGCAGCUACGUGGCAUGCCCCGAUGGUUCAAGAACCCCGUCACUUUCUCGAACAAAAGAUGGAGUGUUGAUCACUGAAGUCGAUCUAAAUCAAUGCAGACAAGUCAAAGAUCACUGGGGAUUCAGAAUGACCCAACGUCUCGACUUAUACGCUCGUUCGUUCACCGAAGCCGCCAAACCCGACUACAAGCCACAAAUCAUUCGUGAUUUU